This is a messenger RNA of Cervus elaphus (red deer), 1992 nucleotides long. It is a transcript of the gene FARSB, whose product is annotated as phenylalanyl-tRNA synthetase subunit beta. The coding region runs from base 48 to 1817 and encodes 589 amino acids. Gene Ontology annotation, molecular function: RNA binding; ATP binding; magnesium ion binding. The transcript has 17 exons. Gene Ontology annotation, cellular component: phenylalanine-tRNA ligase complex; cytoplasm. The record is from RefSeq and is a predicted model, not a curated record. Gene Ontology annotation, biological process: phenylalanyl-tRNA aminoacylation. NCBI's taxonomy places the organism in Eukaryota, Metazoa, Chordata, Mammalia, Artiodactyla, Cervidae.
CGAGCCCGGGCCCGCGCUCCGCGCAGGCGCAGUGGGCCGGACUCGCCAUGCCGACUGUCAGCGUGAAGCGAGACCUGCUCUUCCGAGCCCUGGGCCGGACCUACACUGAUGAAGAAUUUGAUGAACUGUGUUUUGAAUUUGGACUGGAACUUGAUGAAAUUACAUCUGAAAAGGAAAUUAUAAGUAAGGAACAAGGUAAUGAAAAGGCCCAUGGGGCCUCUGAUGUUGUUCUCUACAAAAUCGACGUCCCUGCCAAUAGAUAUGACCUGCUGUGUCUGGAAGGAUUGGUUCGAGGACUUCAAGUCUUCAAAGAAAGGAUAAAGACUCCAAUGUAUAAACGGGUAAUGCCUAAAGGAGAAAUCCAGAAGUUGAUCAUCACAGAAGAGACAGCUAAAAUACGCCCGUACGCUGUUGCAGCGGUUCUCCGAAACAUAAAGUUUACAAAAGAUAGAUAUGACAGCUUCAUUGAACUUCAGGAGAAAUUACAUCAGAACAUUUGCAGGAAAAGAGCCUUGGUUGCUAUUGGUACCCAUGAUUUGGACACUUUGUCAGGUCCAUUUACUUACACUGCAAAGAAACCUUCUGAUAUCAAAUUCAAGCCUCUAAAUAAGAGCAAAGAGUAUACAGCCUGUGAACUGAUGAACAUAUACAAGACUGACAACCAACUUAAACAUUAUUUACAUAUAAUUGAAAAUAAGCCUCUGUACCCAGUUAUCUAUGAUAGCAAUGGUGUCGUCCUUUCCAUGCCUCCAAUCAUCAAUGGAAACCAUUCCAAAAUAACAGUAAAUACGAAAAAUGUAUUUAUUGAGUGCACAGGAACUGACUUUACUAAGGCAAAAAUAGUUCUUGAUGUCAUUGUUACCACGUUCAGUGAAUAUUGUGAGAAUCAGUUUACGGUUGAAGCAGCUGAGGUAGUUUUUCCUAAUGGAAAAUUACAUACCUUUCCAGAACUGGCUUAUCGAAAGGAGAUGGUGAGAGCUGACCUAAUUAACAGAAAAGUUGGGAUCAGAGAAACUCCAGAAAAUCUUGCCAAGCUUCUGACCAGGAUGUGUUUAAAGUCAGAAGUCAUAGGCGAUGGGAAUCAGAUCGAGGUUGAAAUCCCUCCGACCAGAGCUGACAUUAUCCACGCCUGUGAUAUCAUAGAAGACGCAGCUAUUGCUUACGGAUAUAACAACAUUCAGAUGACUCUCCCGAAAACGUACACCAUAGCUAAUCAAUUUCCCCUAAAUAAACUCACAGAACUCCUGAGACAGGACAUGGCAGCUGCCGGAUUCACUGAAGCACUUACCUUUGCUCUGUGCUCCCAAGAAGAUAUUGCUGACAAACUGGGUAUGGAUAUCUCUGCAACCAAGGCCAUCCACAUAAGUAAUCCUAAAACAGCCGAAUUCCAGGUGGCACGCACGACCCUUCUUCCUGGCCUCCUCAAGACCAUAGCUGCCAAUCGGAAGAUGCCACUUCCUCUGAAGCUGUUUGAAAUCUCUGACAUUGUAAUAAAAGAUUCUAGCAGAGAUGUGGGUGCAAGAAACUACAGGCAUCUCUGUGCUGUUUAUUACAACAAGAAUCCUGGGUUUGAGAUAAUCCAUGGGCUUCUGGAUAGAGUCAUGCAGCUGCUUGACGUGCCUCCUGGUGAAAAGAAGGGAGGAUAUGCAAUCAAAGCAUCAGAAGGCUCUGCGUUCUUCCCCGGCCGAUGUGCGGAGAUCUUUGCCCGGGGUCAGAGCAUCGGGAAGCUGGGGGUCCUUCAUCCCGACGUUAUUACCAAGUUUGAGCUGACCAUGCCCUGCUCCUGUGUGGAAAUCAACAUUGAGCCAUUUUUGUGAAGCUGAGUCUGUGCUGUGGGGUUGUCUACCCGAGGGUCUUUCUCUUCUCCUGGAUGCCCUUUAGUCGUCCCCACAGGAAGUCCACUUGUGCAUUGAUGUUGAAUAAAGUAGAAAGCAGUGUCUGGCUCCGUGGGUGAUACUACCACCCCCACGUUCAGCCAGCUUGUACCACACA